Molecule: messenger RNA, 5106 nt
Organism: Myripristis murdjan (pinecone soldierfish)
Lineage: Eukaryota; Metazoa; Chordata; Actinopteri; Holocentriformes; Holocentridae
Gene: usp37
Product: ubiquitin specific peptidase 37
Exons: 24
Coding region: 223-3114 (963 amino acids)
Biological process (GO): G1/S transition of mitotic cell cycle; protein deubiquitination
Cellular component (GO): nucleus; cytosol
Molecular function (GO): cysteine-type deubiquitinase activity
Source: RefSeq, a predicted model, not a curated record
UUCCCGCCAUCAUCGCGCAGUGUUGCGAGGCGUAGUGUGCGGGACCACUGUCAACAACAUAAUACUGGAGCAGGUGAAUGCCGGCAAAACCAACUUUCUACCCCCCGAGGACCUUAGAAAACGAUACUGUGAUUUAAAAGUUUUGAGACUAAGAUAUAUCAUCGCAAGGAUUUGUUGUAUCUCAAGUCCCAGGCUCCAAGUGUGCCAACUGGACAGUAAGCCAUGGCAACCAUAGUGCCCAAACUCUCCAGCAGUGCUGCUGUCAAGAUCCGCUUUAACAGCAUCGAUCUGGGUACCACUAGAUGGAAAGAGGGAACUUUUGAAAUCCUUGAGAAGGAUAACAAAAUCAACCUCUGUCUAAGAUUCAGCUGUGGUGGAGCUACUAAAACUUUCCAGCUCAACCAGAACGUGAAGCACAUUUCACAGAAUCUCAACCGAGUUAUGCUGACUCUUAAAGAUGCCAGUGUCAUCACCCUGGAUAAGAUGCCUAUCUCUCUGGCUCAGAAGACUAAAGAGUACCUGGAGAAACUGAAGCAUGGAAAGCCAAUUUUAAAAACGUCCCAUGGAAGUGCCAGCUUCAGUGUGCUUGGGAAUCGGUCUGUGAAAAACGAGACCAAUCCAUCUGGGGAGAGACAGACUCCUAACAUCUUCCAGACAACACCAAGGCGGCAGAGUGUGGAUGGCAGGGAGGACACAACACCACGGAAGCCCCUGGGCAGCCCCAGCAGAGCUGCCUCCACUCCCACUCGCACUGGACUCUCUGAGAACCGAGAGAAGAGGAAGAGACUCCUAAACUCUGAUAGUGACCUGACUGAAGACUAUCCUAAAGAAAAUGACUCCUCAAGCAACAACAAGGCCACAUCAGACCCAGCCAGGAAGUUCCUGCUAAGCUGCAAAGACAAACUGAAGCAGGCAGAGGAGAACCGAACUUCAGCACCACUGGGUUCAACUCCUCUUCAGCCAACUUCGUUCUAUGGCAGUCGAUCUGUGACUAAAGAUUACAGCCAGAGCCACUCUUUCUUGGAUAGGCCGUCUAGUACAACACAGACCCCCACAGCCAAGAGAAGUCUCAUGCUGCCCAACCACUCCACCCCCUUUAAGAAGGUGCGCCCCUCGUUGGACUAUGGUGGUUGGAACAAGCAACGGCCGUCCACCUUGGCCCAGUCCCAGCCCCCACUGCAAGGAUUCUCCAACCUGGGCAACACAUGCUACAUGAACGCCAUCCUUCAGUCUCUCUUCAGCCUGCCUUCCUUCUCCAAUGACAUGUUAAGACAAAGCAUCCCAUGGAAGAAGGUGCCCAUCAACGCACUGCUCAGGCGUUUUGCCCACCUCAUGAUCAAGAAGGAUGUGGGAUGUCCAGAGACAAAAAAGGACCUCCUAAGGAAGGUGAAGAAUGCCAUCUCAUCCACAGCUGAACGCUUUUCUGGAUACAUGCAAAAUGAUGCCCAUGAGUUCCUUAGCCAGUGUUUGGACCAGCUCAAGGAAGAUGUGGAGAAGAUGAAUAAGAGCUGGAGGAAUGAAGCAGCAGCCUCUGCAUCGUCCUCUGCUGUAUGUGAUGAUGGCCAGCAGGGGACAUCACCCACAGCCAAGACUGAGCCUGGUGAAGAGGUGGAUACCUCCCGCGUCUACACCUGCCCCGUGGUUGUCAACAUGGAAUUUGAGGUGCAACACACCAUCACUUGCAAAGGCUGUGGGGAGGUGGUGACCAAGCGGGAGCAGUUCAACGAUUUGUCCAUUGACCUGCCUCGCAGAAAGAAGACCCUACCCCUUCGUUCAAUCCAGGAUUCUCUCGAUCUCUUUUUCAGGAUGGAAGAAAUUGAGUAUUCGUGUGAGAAAUGCAAUGGAAAAGCAGCAACUGUGACGCAUAAAUUCAGCAAACUGCCCAGAGUGCUCAUCCUACACCUGAAGCGGUACAGCUUUAACGCCCAGCUGUCUCUGAAUAGCAAGCUGGGCCAACAGGUGGUGAUUCCCCGCUACCUGACCCUGUUGUCGCACUGUACCGAAGCCACACGACCCCCUCUCAGCCUUGGCUGGAGUGCCCAAGCCGCCAUGUCUCGAACACUCAAGACCUCGCAGUCUGUCAAUUCCUCCACUGCACCUCUCCGGAGGGCUGGUGGAAAGAUUGCCAAUUCUAGCUGCAGCUCCAUCCUUGUGGACUCUGACAGUGAGGAGGAGCAGAACAGAAAGGUUAGCGGGAGCCGCAAGCGACGCCUUAGUGAUUGUCUGCCUGAUGAUGACGAACGACCAGAAGAGCGGGGAGCAACGAUGGAGGCAGCAGACUUCAGUGGUAUAAACGACGACGAAAUGCUGGCAGCUGUGCUCGAGAUGAGCCGUCAAGAGGCUGGACUCUCAGCUCCGCCUUCCCUGGGGGACGAGCCAAACAGCAGCCCUGACACAGGCUUUGGGGAUGCUGAUGCCCAUGACCUGGCCUAUCAUACAGAUCUACUUGAUGCAGACACCAAACAGCCUGCAGAUGUGUUGGAUUCCCUGGACCUGACCAUGGAUGAGAACAAGGAGAACCAGACCCCAGAGGGCGUGCAGCCACAGGCGGAGCUGGACUGGGUCCAACAGUACAGUCUGGACCAGGAGAGGGAGGAGCAGGAGCUGCAGCAGGCUCUGGCCCAGAGCCUCCAGGAGCAUGAGGCCCAAGAAAUGAGAGAGGACGAUGAUCUGAAGAGAGCCACUGAGCUCAGCUUGCAAGAGUUCAACAACUCUCUACCGGAGCUGCUGUGCUCAGACGAGGACUCCGGCAACGAAGACGUACUGGACAUGGAGUACAGUGAAGCUGAGGCUGAGGACCUUAAGAGGAAUGCUGAGAGUGGAGACCUGGCCAACUCUUUCAGGCUCAUCAGUGUGGUCAGCCAUAUUGGGAGCAGCUCUUCCUCUGGUCAUUACAUCAGUGAUGUGUAUGACAUGAAGAAGCAGUCAUGGCUUACCUACAACGACCUAGACGUGUCACGCACACAGGAAGCUGCCGUCCAGCGAGACCGAGACCGCAGUGGAUACAUUUUCUUCUACAUGCAUAAGGAUGUGUUUGAGGAGUUGUCUGAAAUGGAGAGGACUGGAGCCAGCGGCACUUCAGAGGCAGGAAGGAGUGUCCUGCAGCCCCUCUGAGUGCUACACCGUUGUACACAUCCAUACCCUUAUAGGUGGAGCUCUCCUAUGAGCAAACUCGAAUACUACUGAUUGCCGUCCAUUUUGGUCGUCUUCAGGCACCUCCCUUCUACAGAUCACUAAAGCCAGGAUUAAUUAGUACCUGUACACAAGCAGAAAACUGUCAAGACUCUUAAGAUACCAGAAAUGCAUUUAAAAAUAACCUUUGUUCUAAGGAUCAAAUUUUGCCUUGAUGUUUUGGGGGCUGGAUUUUUUUUCUUCAUGAUUUUAUUGAACAACUCUUUUGUAAAAAUUUCUUUUUUGUUGUUGGCACACUUCUCUCUGAACUUUAAUGCCAUUCAUUCAGACCUUCACUUUAAAGCAACUAUAACACCAGAUAUUGGUGGUGCUCCUUGGAUUGUAUGGUUUGCAAACCUUGAUUUCCCAUAUAAACUAUUAAAUAAAGAUAUAUUCUAUGUUGGAGUAUAAGCUAUCAUAGAGUUAGAGCAUUGUUGUAUUCAGCAGGUACAUUUGGUGCAAUAUUUAUGUUCUGGCACAACCAGCCAAUUCUGUCACAGCUUGAGUGCGAAUAUUUUCCAGUUGCUUUUUGUGCUUAACUCAUGGUGUGUGUGUGUGUGUGUGUGUGCGUGUGUGGGGCUGUCUCCAUGUUUUAUAAAUCAAAAAAAUCUAACAAGCUCAGUAGUAAUAACAUGGCUUGUCUAUUCUUAGGUCUCUUCAAGGGGGUUUCCCCUAGUACCUCCCUGGAAAACCUUAUAAAUAUGUAUACAGAGCUUUACUUUGAAAGUUGCACAACCACUUUGUUAAGAAUGUGUAUAUGUCAAACCUCACAAAAUGCUGAUUUCAAUGUGUGAAUCAGUUCCGUUUUCCUCUUCAAAAGCUAACUGGUUUUACUAUGAAUUGCUACAUAGAGUUUUAAGUUAAUGUGGCUGAUCAGUUGGGAUAAGAUGAAAACUUCAGCCCCUUGUUGAAGUUGAACUAAGUAAAUGUUCACUGUCCAGGAACUUAACCUGGACUAUGGCGAUGAAAAAUGUGAACCACUGAACCACCAGGGAAGCGAAUAACAUAGUACAGUGUCUUUUUCCACCCUACUGUAUGGCCAGUAAACAGUACUUCUCCCCUCAGGCAUCCUUUGCCAACCCUGUUCAGUUAGUUGUUGGGUCCUCAGUUACAGAAUAUGAUGUGAUGUAUCCUUUGUGCCAUAAUCCAGGGUGAGCCUUCCUUUAGAGUCUAACAGAAUGAGUACCAUAGAUACACCAGGCUAUAGAGUGAGGAGCAUAUUGCAGUAAAGCUGGGUAUUUGGAUUUUUUUCUUUCUUUUCCAUUUCUGUAUUGGUUCCAGUACAUCAGACUCAAAUGUUUUAAAGCCACACUCUUUUUGAUACCAUUGUUAAAUGAAAUCACAUUUCUGUGUCAGUUUAUUUUGUGUGACAUCUGUUAUCUGCUUUACAAAAUCAGACAACAUUAAAUUAAUUUCCUCAUAUGCAAACAAAACAGAGGAAUAAUUAUGUUUUCAUAUGUUUAUAACUUAAAGCACUGAUGCCAAUAAUCAGUAUGGAUGAAAUUACAUUUUGACAGCCAGUCAUAUUUGGCUUGGCUUUCAGGAAGUGUGCACCACUACCAGCUUCUGUGUUGGCAGUAUUUUAUAGCACCAUAGUCAACAUGUACCCAGUUCUGAUGUCAAGCAAAAGUUGCUCCAUUGAUUGGUCUGCUUGUUUUAUAUAAGCCUUGGAUUUAACGUUCUGAAACAAUGCACCUUCCCAAAGUCUCAAAUGCAGUGUGAACAGGACAUUUGUGAAAUAAGAAUGAAUAGUUUUUUUUUUCUACCCGUUCUUAAGGUAUUUGACACUUCCUAAAGCAGAUUUUAAUAAAAUAUUACAGUGAAUUUGCAGAGUUUUAAUUUAACGCUUAAAACAUGUACAAUUCAACACAUGGAUCAAGUGUUUCAGAGGGAUUGUUUGCAAAAACAAAACUACUGUUUGUGUAGUGCCAAUUA